CUCAGAUGAUAAUGGCUUUCUCUACUUUAUCCGAGAUACUUACCGCCUUUGUGGUCUUCACAAUUGCGUCGGGCUCUCCUCUACCCCACCGAGAUGUAUCAAAGCCCCCUACGAAAGACCCAUUCUAUUCUCAUGCAUCUGGCUUCAAGGAUGCAUCGCCUGGUACUAUCUUGAAGCAUAGAACGCCUCCGGGAGAAUUGGGAGAUUUUGGAACGAUUCCCUUGAACCUCCAAUCAUCACACCAGAUCCAAUACCGGACAACAAACAGCCAAGGAAACCCUGAUACUGCCGUAACCACCGUCCUAGUCCCCGAAGGCGGGAAUAUGUCUCGUCUGGUCUCUUACCAGGAUAUUCAAGAUGCUUCGUAUCUGAACUGUGCUCCUUCAUACGCCAUUCAAGUAGGCUCAGAUUCCAACAAUUCCCUCUCCAAGUCCAGCUCCAUCUUUGAAGCUGGUCUUCUGUCUCAAGGUUAUAUUGUUAGUAUUCCCGACUACCAAGGUACUCAAGCUGCUUUUUCCUCCGGCAUUCAAGCAGGACAAGCGACCCUCGAUUCAAUCCGAGCGGUUCUGUCUUCAUCCUCAAUCACUGGUAUCUCAUCCAAACAUGUCGAUGUCACCAUGUGGGGAUAUUCAGGUGGCUCGAUAGCUACAGGAUGGGCUGCCGAAAUGCAACCUUCCUAUGCACCUGAACUGAAGAUCGCUGGAGCUGCGAUCGGAGGCACUGUUGUAAACCUCAACAACACGAUCCAUACCAUGAACAAAAGCCAAUAUGCUGGUCUUGGCCUAGCUGGUCUAUGGGGUCUGUACCAAGGAUUUCCAUCUCCCGAGCUAGAAAAACUCUUGGAUGACGAGACAUUUCUUGAGAACCGGACAGAACUCGAGAGUCCAAGAUCACAAUGCGCAGGAGCGGAUUUCAGCCAGUUCGAUGGAAAGGAUGUGUUCAAAUACUUCCGCAACGGAGAAGGCAUCUUGAAUAGUUCGCCUUUGAGAGAAAUCAUCGAAAAGGCUGGUGUCAUGGGGAAACGAGACGUUCCUCAAAUCCCGCUUUACUUCUACAAGGCAAAAGGAGAUCAAGUCAAUUCCAUCGACGACAACGAUGCAUUGGUUAAGAGUUACUGCGAUCGAGGCAUUUCUUCCCUUGAGUAUGUCAGAAGCUCGAUCGGGGAUCACACCAGUGAGUCAAUGGUGGGAUCUGGUGGUGCUGUAAAAUUCUUGAAGGAUAGAUUUAAUGGUGUUCCGCCUACGCAAGGAUGCAAGACGAGCGACUUCUGGUUCAUGGAUCUCGAUUGGGAUAACUUUAAGAUGUUUGGGAACGAGCUUGUUGGGGCUGUAAAGGCGAUGUUCGGUGUACCUUUCAAAGUUUAGUUCUGACGAGCUAAUGAAAAGUUUUGCUUU
Molecule: messenger RNA, 1394 nt
Organism: Mollisia scopiformis
Lineage: Eukaryota; Fungi; Ascomycota; Leotiomycetes; Helotiales; Mollisiaceae
Product: secretory lipase-like protein 1 precursor
Exons: 1
Coding region: 6-1364 (452 amino acids)
Biological process (GO): lipid catabolic process
Molecular function (GO): triacylglycerol lipase activity
Source: RefSeq, a predicted model, not a curated record